Messenger RNA from Eriocheir sinensis (Chinese mitten crab), 7346 nucleotides. It is a transcript of the gene Atg16, whose product is annotated as autophagy-related protein 16-1-like. Gene Ontology annotation, cellular component: autophagosome membrane. The record is from RefSeq and is a predicted model, not a curated record. NCBI's taxonomy places the organism in Eukaryota, Metazoa, Arthropoda, Malacostraca, Decapoda, Varunidae. Gene Ontology annotation, biological process: autophagosome assembly. Gene Ontology annotation, molecular function: protein binding. The transcript has 14 exons. Bases 59 to 1732 code for a protein of 557 amino acids.
CUGAUGCUGACGAUGAUGAGCUAGCUGGACUACUCAAGAGGGGAGUCGAACGAGGGACAUGGCCUGGUGUCGGUCGGGUAGCGAGGACUGGCGCCAACAAAUAUACUACAGGCUUCGGGAGAGGGACAAGAAGGAGAAGGAGAACAUCACUGACCUCAUCCAGCUACACAACCGGCUUUUUGAGCAGAGCGAAUCCUUGAAGUCGGAAACCCUACAGCUGACUCUACAAAAUGAGAAGUUGCGGCAGGAGAACUCACACCUGCUGAGUCGAGGUGGCGGAGGUGGAGGUGGCGAUGGGGGGGGCGCGUCGUCAGUGGUUGUGCAGACCCUGGAACAGAAAGUCUACAAGCUACAAGAAGAACUGACGGACUUGCACCGAAAGAAGAGCGAGAAUUCCCAACAGUUGGUGGAGCUGAACCAGUGCCUUCAGGAGCGUGACAAGGUCAUUGCUGUGAAAGACAACAAACUUGCGGAAUAUGAAUCUGACUUAAUGAUUCUGCGGGAGGAGUUGGCUAGCAAGGAGGCGGCGCUGACGGACGUGGAGGCGAUCAACCAGGUGCUGCGAGAUGAAUACCAGACACUUAACCUCGCCUUCACUGCGCUGGAGGAGAAGUACAGGAAGGAGAAGGAGGACAAUCGCGACCUUAUUGACCGAUGGAUGGCGCAGAAGGCCAAGGAUGCCGAGAAACUCAACAUGGAGAACGACACGGUGCUCAAGAAGCGGCAGAUGAUGGUGGAGGAGCAGCUCAAGGAAGCAGCUAGAGAGCCCAAGCAAGUUAACAUGGAUGACAAGUUCGCCUGCAGCCCCCCGAUCUGUCUCAUGGCGGUGCUUCCUGCAAAGGCCUACCACAGAUUCGAUGCUCAUGAUGGGGAGGUCAACUCAGUGUGCUUCAGUCCUCAGGGGAGAAUCCUGGCCACGGGCGGGGUGGACCGGAAACUCAAGCUGUGGGAUGUGGGCCAUUCCACGGUGGAGGCCCGAGGCAUACUGACAGGCAGCAACGCCGGGGUGACAGCCAUUGACUUCGACGGAGAGGAGUCACUGAUCCUCGGGGCUUCCAACGACUUUGCCAGCAGAGUGUGGACAGUGGUGGACCAUAGACUGAGGCACACUCUGACGGGACACUCUGGCAAGGUGAUGGCAGCUAAGUUCCUGUCAGAGUCUGCCAAGGUGGUCACUGGCUCCCACGACCGCACGCUGAAGAUUUGGGACCUCAGGAGUAGGGCGUGCAUCAGAACAAUCUUUGCCGGGUCAAGUUGCAAUGACCUCGUGCCCUCAGACAGUGCAGCCACCACCAUCAUCUCCGGCCACUUUGACAAGAAGAUCAGGUUCUGGGACACUCGGACAGAGCAGUCAGCGAAUGAAGUAUCACUGCAGGGAAAGAUCACCUCGCUCUCCUUGUCCAGUGAUGGGUUUUAUUUGCUGAGCUGCGUCCGUGAUGACUCCCUGAAAAUCUUGGACCUACGGAAGAACCAAGUCGUCCACACAUUCACUGGUGACGGCUUCCAUGUGGGUGCGGACUACACUCGGGCAACCUUCUCCCCCGACGCCACCUAUGUCGCAGUGGGCAGCGGCGACGGCACGGUGUACAUAUGGAACGUCAACACUGGGAAGCUGGAGAAGACCUUGAGGGAGCAUUCGUCUUGUGUCGUGGCAUGUGCUUGGCAUCCGAGCGGGAAGUCUUUAGUGUCUUGUGACCGCGGCAAGAAAGUCAUCGCCUGGUCCGACUUUUAGCAAGGUGGCGGCGGAGGACGGCAGCGCCCGAGAGUCUGCCUCCUCCUCCUCCUCCUGUGGUGCAUUUGCCUGAGUUACCACAUCUGUGAUAUAGGUAACCAAAUUAUAAGUUAUGCUGUUAUCAUCUUUUUCUCUCUCGCUCUCUUUCUUUUUUGCUCUUUCUCUCUCUGACUUUUUUGUUCUAAUUUUCACUCACUCACUUUUUCUUUCAUCCACUUUUAUUCUGUAUUUUUUUUCCUUUCUUUUCUCAGCUUCUUUUUCUCCUUUUUUUUCUCUCCUUCCCUUCCUCUUUUCUCUUCUCUUUCUCUCUUUCUUCCUCUUUCUCAUUCUCAUUCUUUUUUCCCGGUUUUCUCUCUCUCUUCCUUUCCUCUUUUCUGUUCCUUUCUCUCUUUUCUCUCCAUCUAUCUAUAUCUCAACCUCCCUCUCUCUACCUCUCUCUCUCUUUCUUUCUCUCAUUUUCCCUGUAUUUCUCUCUUUUUUCUUCCUUUUCUCUUUCUCUUUCCACUCUCUUCUCUCCCUCUACCUCACUACCUCCCUCUCUCUCUCUACCUCUCUCCUCUCCCUCUCUCUCUCGCUGCAUCACUGCCACUGGUAUAGCGCAUAAGUCUCGUGCGGUGAAGCCUUCCUUACCCAGCCUCACCGGAAUCAUUGGUUGACUGGCAGUGUGUUCAGCAUCCUCGUCUUGAUUUGUUUCGCUAACGUGAGUGUGUGCAGAUCCGUUUUAUUAAUUUGUAAAGUCCAGUUGAAUUAAGGGAGACCAAUCUAUAGACUAUACAUUUAUCGCGAGGGGCGGGGAAAAGUGACCUUCUUCUGUCCAGGGGGGGAACGCUAGUCAAGGUGGGAUGCUUGUGGGCGAGAGGAUGUUAGUGAGGGAUUAUAAUUUGAUUGGGGGUUGAGUCACGUUAGCAAGAAUACAAGAAAGGGACAAGAACAGUAUAUAUCGAAAAGUAUGUUACUGUAAUUUGAGUAUAAACAGAAUUCUAAUGUCUGGAAAAUUACUAAGGAGGGAUUUUAAUUUUGAUUUGGGGGUUAAGUCACAUUAGCAAGAAUACAAGAAAGGGAUGAGAACAGUAUAUAUCGAAAAGUAUGUUAUUGUAAUUUGAGUAUAAACAGAAUUCUAAUGUUUGGAAAAUUACUAAGGAGGGAUUAUAAUUUUGAUUUGGGGGUUGAGUCACAUACGCAAGAAUUAAAGAAAGCCAUAAGAACAGUAUAUAUUGAAAAGUAUGUUUUUGUAAUUUGAGUAUAAACAGAAUUCUAAUGUUUGGAAAAAUAGUAAGGACGGAUUAUAAUUUGAUUGGGGGUAGACGUCACAUACGCAAGAAUUAAAGAAAGGCAUAAGAAUGGUAUAAGAUUGUUUAUUGGGUUUAAACAGAAUUCUAAUUUCAUUCGGGAUAGAUUGAGUCACAUACAUAAGAGAAAAAGGCAUAAAAAACAUAUACAUCUAAAACUAUCAUUAUAUUUUCUAUCUAAUCAGCAACACACAAAAAAACACCAAUUAGGUAUUAUUUCCUUCAACAACAACUUCAUCAGACAUCAUUACUUAACAGAAACCAUUGGCUGUGCAUGAACCGACCCAACAGGAAUAGAUCAAAUUUUCUACCUAGCUUGUAUUUAGCCUCAGUAGCAUGUGGGUGUGAGGGUAGCGUUAUGAGACAAGGCUUUAGAUGGGGUGCCGAGACCUGUGAAUGAGAGAGGAGGGAGUUUAGGAAGAGGGGAGAAUGUUGCUAAGACAGGGGGUUUAGAGGGGAUACUGAGAGCUGUGAAUGAGAGAGAUGACAGAUAGGAGGAAGUUUAGGAAGAGGGGAGAAUGUUGCCAAGACAGGGUUCAGAGGGGAUACUGAGAGCUGUGAAUGAGAGGGCUGACAGAUAGGAGAGAGUUUAGAAAGUAGGGAGAAUGUGGCUAUUGGGAUAAGAUGAGGAGAGACUUGUGAAUGAAAGACCCAGAGAUGUUAGUUUAGGAAGCAGUGUGUGGCUAUAGAGGAUAAGUUACUAUAGAGAGUUAUAUAUGAAGCAACAGGAAGGAGUGAGUUCAUGUUGUAGUGAGGGUAUGAAGAUAAGUUGAGGUCCUGAAAAUUGUGAAUGAAAGACCCAAGGAUGUUAGUCUAGGAAGCAGUGACAGUGGGGAAAGAGUGUAGCUAUAAAAGAUAAGGUAAGGUACCAUAGAGAGUUAUAUAUGAAGGAGCAGGAAGGCAUGAUUUCAGGGUAGGAAGAAUGUGGGUUUGAGGAUAAGUUGAGGCCCUGAAAAUUGUGAAUGAAUGGAGGAGAAAGAUGUCAGUAUAGGGAGCAGUGAGAAUGGGCAGAUUAUGUGUGUGUAAAGAAUUAGGAGAUGGAAUUAUAUGAUGGUGUAGGGAGGCAAGGAUUAGCAAUGUAUGGGAGGAGAUGGACUAAAAAUACAGAAGAAAAAGAAGAAGAAGAAGGUGGUGAUGGGGGCAAGCUUGAUUAGUUUACAAAGAAGAAGAUGAAGGUAGGGAUGGGGGCAAGCUUGAUUAGUUUACAAAGAAGAAGAAGAAGAAGGUGUUGGGGGGAGAGGCAAGCUUGAUUAGUAUAGACAGGGAUAUGAAAACGAAGCAAAAAGGGGAGGUUAAGUGUAGCUAAUAUGCCAAUAACAUUACCGAGUGCCAGCCAUAAGGAAGGUCGCCAAUGUGGGCUUACUAACAUACCAGCAUCAUGGGCAGCUUGUCUGGGGAUGUGGGUGUCAAUGCUUCCCCAGAAUAGACUUUCACAUUGUUUUAAGGAAGCUGAAUUACCAUACUUUUUACACUAAGCUAAAUAUUGCCACUUAUCCUUAUGUAAAUAGAAGUUAAAAGUGUUUGGUCUGUUGCAGGUGAUGUUCGUGUGUGUGUGUGUGUGGAGAAUUUGUGCUUACAGACUCGAGCGAACGUUUGCCGUCUCUUCUGUAUGGGUUAAGAGUAUGCGAUUAUCCACCUUGUGUUUCCUGUACUGUCCCUGUCUCGUCCCUGCCCAGUGGUCCACCUUGCCUGCUGGGGGAAUAUCGUCACUGCUCUCUUGUUGUGGUUUCAUUAGACCUUUAAGCCUCCUCCUGGGUCUUAAAUACUCUGUUCUUCGUCCUCAUUUUGUGACAGUUUUUCAUUCCUCCGAUAUGUGCCGAGACAGAUUUUACAAGAUUUCCCGAACCUGUGAAUUGCGUACGUUAUAAUUUUUGUGAUUUAUGCCCUGAAAUACUUGCUCUGCUUAGGUUCUCUUGAUGCAGUGAGAUUUAUUUUCAUUUUCAUUUAAUUUCCAAAGUGAUGUCUAUGUCUGAUUAUGUGCCAGAGUGCUGCUGUUUCAUCCCCUUGAUUCAUAAUUCCACUGUACUCAGAAUUGGUAUUUAAUUUGAUGUACUCUUGAGCAUCCCCAAAGAUAAGAUCGCUUGAGUGUUUUACAAAUUCAUGGGCAGCAAACACGAUUCAGUCUUCACCAGAGCAGGCUAAGCACACAAACAUUAGACAGAGAGAUGGAGAAUGCUGGGAAAGGCUCUUGUCCUGUGAUGGCCAAGUGAUGCCUGAAAAAAAUAUUGCUUCAAGGUCCUCAAAAUUUUACAGUGAAGGGUUUGAGAGGUACAGUUAAUGUGUAAAAUGAUUGCUGACUGUUGAUUCAAGGUACUCAAAAUCCCACUCUAGCGAUAUAUUUUACACUUAUCUUAAAGGGAAUGGUCUGAGAGGUACAGUUAGUGUGUUAAAUGGUUGCCCAAAAAAAAUAUGUUGAUUCAAUGUACUUAAAAUUCCAACUCUUGCCAUAUAUUUUACACUAAUCUUAAAGGGCAGGGUCUGAGAGGUACAGUUGACAUGUAAAAUGGUUGUAAGUUGAUCUGUGAAUAUAUAGAGAAUUCAGUUUGCUGAAAAAACGUUGAUUCAAUGUACUCAAAAUCCAACUCUCGCCGUAUAUUUCACACUAAUCUUACAGGGAAGGGUCUGAGAGGUACGGUUAACAUGUAAAAUGGUUGUAAGUUGAUCUGUGAAUAUAUAGAGAAUGCAGUUUGCUGAAAAAAUGUUGAUUCAAUGUACUCAAAAUCCAACUCUCGCCGUAUAUUUCACACUAAUCUUACAGGGAAGGGUCUGAGAGGUACGGUUAACAUGUAAAAUGGUUGUAAGUUGAUCUGUGAAUAUAUAGAGAAUUCAGUUUGCUGAAAAAACGUUGAUUCAAUGUACUCAAAAUCCAACUCUCGCCAUAUAUUUCACACUAAUCUUACAGGGAAGGGUCUGAGAGGUACAGUUGACAUGUAAAAUGGUUGUAAGUUGAUCUGUGAAUAUAUAGAGAAUGCAGUUUGCUGAAAAAAUGUUGAUUCAAUGUACUCAAAAUCCAACUCUCACAUAUAUUUCACACUAAUCUUACAGGGCAGGGUCUGAGAGUUGCGGUUAACAUGUAAAAUGGUUGUAAGUUGAUCUGUGAGUAAAGAGAGUAUGCAGUUUUAUGAGAGCAAGCUGUGUAUAGUUUUAAUAAAGGCAUAGAUAUAAUGACUCCUGAACUCCAUGACAAAACUAACACACACACACACACACACACACACACACACACAUUGUUCUAAUUUUAGGUUGUCCCGUCUGGUCAUAUUUUUAACGCUACAGUUUGCAUGGAAAAAUAGUAGAGGCUAAUCCAUAUUCAUCUUAUUUUUCUUUAUUUUGGUUCUUGCUUAAAGUUGUUACAGUACCAUAUGGAAGACUCUCGCUUUGGUUGACAAAUUAUUCUAAUGCAAGUGGAGUCAUAGAAGGGUUUGCUUAGUCUAACUUAUGCUAAAGCCCAACCCACGUAUUCCUCUAUCAAUCUCUAUUUCCUUUUUCCUUUUUUGUUAAGUAUAUUUCAGUUAACAAAUUAUUCUGACACAAGUGAAGUCAUAGAAGGGUUUGCUUAGUCUUACUUAUGCUAAAGCCCAACCCAUGUAUUCCUCUAUCAAUCUCUAUUUCCUUUUUCCUUUUUUGUUAAGUAUAUUUCAGUUAACAAAUUUUUCUAACUGACUCAAGGAAUUUAUAAAGUCAUAGAAGGGUUUGUGCUUAGUCCAACUUAUGAUGCUAAAGCCUACCCUAUGUAUUCCUCUAUCUAUGUCUAUUUCAUUCCUCCGUUUUUGUUAAGUAUACCUCAGUUAACAAAUCACUCUAACCGCCUCUGUCUGUCCUCAUGAGCAGCCGGCCUAACACACGCACGAAAAUCACUAUCGUCUCGUCAAAUAUCGUCCUCGUAAACAUUUCCUCGGAUGAACUGACCUGUUGAGCAAGAUGACAUUGAGGUGACAUAACACUUCCGACCAAUCCACUUUCCCUGCCUCCUCCCACACUUGUCAGAGGAGGUGGAGGGGAGAUGGAGGUGCGGGUGGGAAGAUUAGGGAUUCUAGUACACGGGGCACCCCAUGGAAACCUUGUCCUUGCCCCGAAAGCCCCGCCCCGAAGCCCUUUCAUGUUUCUUUAGCAAUAUAUUCUCUUUUGCACUUACGUUACUGGAGAAAUGACUCAUGAAUUUACGCUGAUUAAAUCCGUUCUUAUGUUUGUAUGCUCUGAUCCGUUCUCUGUCACAUUACUGGCCAUUGAAACUGACUCCUUAAUGUAGUACUGUUUUACAAGUGUUUACAAAGCCUUUUGAUGCUGGGGGAGUUACAUUAAGGAAAAUAAAGAAAAUACACAUG